UAUGACAUUAUGUUAAGUAUGAAUCGCCAUUGGCAAGACUUCACCUUUUGUGGAUGCACUUUAUUUAUUUAUUUGUUACAAUCAAGUCGAUUGGAUUAAAUGUUUGUGACGUUGGCGUUUAUAGUAAACAAUAGGUGCAGAAGUACUAUAGAAAAAAUCACCAGUAGUAUGUGGGUCUGCAACUAAUUCUUGAGAAAAUACAUUUGGGUUAUAUACGAGAUAAACUACUGAUACUACGCAAACAUGUGAUGAAAUGGUGUGCUGAAAGGCCACUAGCGGCUAUUUUCAUAGUAAUUGUGUCAACAGUUAUGGUGCUGCCUCUAAUCACUGCUGCUGUAUUAAUGCCUAUUGCAAUUCUCAUGGAUUUCGGUUCCUAUUUAGGAAAUAAGGGUUGGCUCUAUGUGAUGUACAUGUUACUAUUCCAAGGAAUGACUUUAGCAUUGCUGUUCAUGUUCCUCUUUUCUGCGGCAUUUAUAGUUGCUAGCAGUGCUACUGUGUUACAUUCAUAUGGUGUAACAACUGACAUACUUCAAAAAAAAUAACGUGAACAAAGCUGAUCUGAUUUUAUACAUUUUUUGGAGGGCAACACCUUAAGUAUAAAUAAAUAAUAAAGGUGCUGUGAAUUUUUAGAGCAUACAUGUAAAUAUAUAUGAUUAAAUAAAUUUUAUACAAAAGAUUUUUUCACUACAAAAUAUCUCAGCCCAUAGACAGGGGCUUAUCCCAAAUAUUUGGUAUGUGUCAUGUGAAAUUUGCAGAGCUAUGCGUAUAUGAUCAGAUACACACCAGAUCACAAUAUCAAAUUCAUUUGAAUUAGUCCAUUAAUCUUCUAAUGGGGUAUGCCACAUCAAGCUUUCAAUGAAAAAUCAUCAAAAGGUUUCAACAUCCUUAAAUAUUGGGCCUAUUUGUAUUUGUACAUCUAUAAUCUGUGUAAAAAAAACUCGAUUUUUUUCGUGUGAUGUUGUUUUAUUGCUAAGUUAUCGCCUUCUAAAAAAUAGCCGUUUGGGAAUU
This is a messenger RNA of Acanthoscelides obtectus, 1008 nucleotides long. Lineage: Eukaryota; Metazoa; Arthropoda; Insecta; Coleoptera; Chrysomelidae. The record is from the annotation of a GenBank genome assembly.